AUGAUUCCGGGCCCAAAACAACCAGGAAACGACAUAGAUGUUUAUCUAAGUCCACUGAUUGAUGAUUUAAGAUUGUUGUGGGAGCAAGGAGUUGAUGUUCUUGAUGCGUAUUCCGGUGAACAUUUCAAUAUGCGUGCCAUGUUGUUUUGCACCAUCAACGACUUUCCGGCAUAUGGUAAUUUGUCUGGUUACAGUGUUAAAGGGCAUAAAGCGUGUCCUAUUUGUGAGAAAGAUACAAGUUACCAUCAACUUAAUAAUGGAAGGAAGACUGUUUAUCUUGGGCAUCGAAAAUUCUUAGACCGUUAUCAUCCAUAUCGUAAAAUGAAGAAAGCUUUCAACGGAAAAGCAGAGCAUGGUCUUGCUCCAAAACCCUUGACUGGAGAGGAAGUUUAUCAACGACAACAACAUGUGAAUGUUGUCUUUGGAAAGAAACAAAAGAAGCCUGCUGAAAAAAAUAUAUGGAAAAAGAGGUCGGUGUUCUUUGAUCUUCCAUAUUGGUCAAGUCUUGAUGUAAGACAUUGUAUUGAUUUGAUGCAUGUAGAGAAAAAUGUUUGUGAUAGUCUCAUUGGAACACUUCUUCACAUUAAAGGAAAGACAAAAGAUGGGUUAAGUGCUCGUUUGGAUUUGGCUGAUAUGGGUAUACGACAGCAAUUAACUCCACAACAGAUAGGUAACAAGACAUAUUUGCCUCCAGCAUGUCACACUUUGUCUAAAAAAGAGAAAAUAAGUUUUUGUGAGUGUUUAGAGGGUAUCAAAGUACCGCAAGGUUACUCAUCAAAUAUCAAGAGACUUGUAUCAAUGAAAGAUCUCAAGUUAAAUGGCUUAAAAUCCCAUGACUUUCAUGUUCUGAUGCAGCAACUACUACCAGUUGCUAUUCGUGGAAUACUGCCUAUUAAAGUUAGGAAAACUAUAACUAGGCUGUGCUUAUUCUUCAAUGCAAUAUGUAGUAAAGUCAUUGAUCCAUCGAAGUUAGACGAGUUGGAAAAUGAGGCUGCAGUCAUCUUGUGUCAGUUGGAGAUGCAUUUUCCUCCUUCAUUUUUUGACAUUAUGGAACACUUGAUUGUUCAUUUGGUAAGGGAGAUUAGAUUGUGUGGUCCAGUUUGUUUAAGGUGGAUGUAUCCAGUAGAGCGGUACAUGAAGAUCCUAAAAGGAUAUACUAUGAAUCCCUACCGUCCUGAAGCUUCGAUUGUUGAAAGGUACAUUGCAGAAGAAGCUAUUGAGUUUUGUUCAAACUAUUUGUCAGAAGUGGAUGCUAUAGGGGUUCCAAAGUCUCGUCAUGAUGGAAGAUGUGAAGGUAUGGGUACGCAAGGUUUAAAUGUCAAGUGCAUGACUUGGAAGGUACUUCAUCCAGCGCAUUUGUAUAUAUUGAAUAACACCGAUGAAGUUCAACCUUACUUAGCUGCCCACAAAAGCUUUCUAAAGGAAAGCUACCCCAAGAUGAAUGAAAAAGUGUUGUUAAAAGAGCAUAAUAAGAGUUUCUCUGAAUGGUUUAAAGAAAGAAUUGCUAAUGAUGAUAGUGCUUCUGAUACAAUAAAACGACUCUCACUUGAACCUAAAUGUAAUGUUAUGACUUGGAGUGCAUAUGAUAUUAAUAAAACUUCUUUUUAUACAAAAUCAAAGGAUGAUAGAAGUACUAUGCAAAAUAGUGGGGUUAUGGUUGUGGCUGAGUCCAUGCACUUCUCUAGUUCAAAAGAUAAAAGACCUAUUAUGGCAUCUACACCUGGUGUAAGAAUUGAUGAAUUUGGAUACACACUGGUUGAUCUUUCCAAGGUAGCUUAUAGGGAUGAACCUUUCAUUAUGGCAUCCCAAGCAAAACAAGUGUUUUAUGUCACAGAUCCUUCUAACAAAAGGUGGUCGGUGGCUCUACAACCAAAAACCACACAUGGUAGUGAUGAAACCCUUCAUAUUUCUGAGAUUCCUUCUUCUGCAACAAAUGUGCUUACCUCCAAUGAAGAAAAUGAAGAAAAUGAAGUAGACGAUGUGCAAGUUACUCGUUUGGAUCAUGAAGAAGGGAUAUGGGAGAGUUAG
Molecule: messenger RNA, 2028 nt
Organism: Lotus japonicus
Lineage: Eukaryota; Viridiplantae; Streptophyta; Magnoliopsida; Fabales; Fabaceae
Exons: 2
Coding region: 1-2028 (675 amino acids)
Source: RefSeq, a predicted model, not a curated record